ACUAGUUUAGCCGGUUCCCGGGGAAUUAAUUGGAGAGUAGUUUCAAAGUCCGCGAGGGCGUGCUGGGUUCCCAACUUCCCAUACAUAUUGUGUAGUACCAAAAGUCAGCUGCAAAGCUCCUUCGCGAAACUUCCGUCAAUUCCCGUUUCUCCACUCGAUCGCCGUCGUCGCGCAAGAUGGGUUGGUUGAGCCGGUUCCUGGCCGCGGUGGCUUUCCUAGCCGUCGGCGUCGUCUUCUCGCCGGAGACCUUCGGAUCCAAGUCGGCCCAGCAGCUCUCCACCUACCUCAAGCUCGCUCACCUCCUGGCCUUCUCCACCGCUUUCGGCGCCGCCCUCUGGGUCACCUUCAUCGGCGGCAUCAUCAUGUUCAAGAAUCUUCCGAGACAUCAAUUUGGUAACCUGCAGAGCAAGAUGUUCCCUGCUUACUUCUCGAUGGUUGGAAUUUGCUGCGCCAUAUCUGUGGCGGCUUUCGGGUACCUGAACCCCUGGCAAUCAGCAUCCACAACCGAGAGAUAUCAGCUUGGUUUUCUGCUCUCUUCCUUCGCUUUCAACCUCUGCAAUCUGUUCGUUUUCACCCCCAUGACCGUCCAGAUGAUGAAGCAAAGGCACAAGAUAGAGCGAGAAUUGAACAUUGGAGACGAAGUAGGGUGGUCAAAGAACUUGAAAGUUGCAAAGAGUGACCCAAAGCUCGCUUCCAUGAACAAGAAAUUCGGCAUGAUCCAUGGGUUUUCAUCGCUUGCUAAUAUCAUGUCCUUUGGUGGCCUUGCCAUCCAUUCUUGGUACUUGGCAGGUAAGUUGAAUCUGUAAGUCUGGAGAUUGGGGAUGAUGUUGUAUCCCAUUACCAGUGAUCUGUAAUACUAUUUGUAGUUUUGAAUGCAGACUUGUGAAAAUCUCUGCCGUUUCAAGUACUGUUUUCUCAAUUCUACCUUGUAUCAGACGAUCUUUAGACAAUCACAUUCCUCUGAAGCAAUAAUAAUUUUCACGCUUUAGAUACGCCUGUUCUUUUUUCCAGAUACUUGGAUGAGAUGAGACAAUGUGGGUAGGUUGAUUUUUUAUUAGAAUUGUUGGGCGUGUUGGUAUGUAUGUUGGAUUUGAAAAUUAAGG
Molecule: messenger RNA, 1103 nt
Organism: Linum tenue
Lineage: Eukaryota; Viridiplantae; Streptophyta; Magnoliopsida; Malpighiales; Linaceae
Source: the annotation of a GenBank genome assembly